AUGUCGCUCAAGCCGCUCACCCCGCCGUUGCGCUUCUCGACCGUCGCCUUUUCCGGCAACGAUAGGCCCUCGACAUCUGUACCCGAUGCCGGACCGGACGACCCUCGCAGCCAUCCGCAUCACCGCGAAUCGGUCUAUCGAGGCGCGUACCCCAAGGCGCGCAACCUCUACUUUCUCUCGCGGCUGCAUCUCCGCACCGUGCUCAGCUUGACGCCCAGGCCAUUGGACAACGAUGCCGCCAUAUUGAAGUGGUCCUCGCCGUCACAAUCUGCCUCGACGUCGUCAUCCGUCGUGGCCGAAAAAGCGUCGCAGCUCGGCAUCCAGCUUGUCCAUGUGCGGUGCGAAAAGCCCAAAGACGAGAGCGGCGGCCUCACGCGUGAAGGUGCAGCGCGUGCGCUCUCGGUGCUGCUCGAUCGGCGCAACCAUCCGAUCUACGUGCACUGCCUCGACGGCGUAGAGGUGACGAGCACGCUCGUCGCGUGCAUGCGCAAGGUGCAGGCGUGGUCGACACCAGCCAUCCUCGCCGAGCUUGGGCGCGCGCUGCGCGAUUCCAGCUCGUCCGAGUGGACCGAAGUGCCCUCGCAUCUGUCGUCCUUUCUCACCAAGUUCGGCCAGCCUGACGGCGUGCGUCUGCCGCCCCGCAACCACAUCCCGUCCUGGCUAUGGCCUGCGCCCAACCCGCUCUCCGUCCUGGCCGAUCCGUAUGCAUGGGCACCCAGCUCGCAUCACAACGGCCUCUCCAACGGCAGCAGCUCUCAGGAUGCAUCCAAUGGAGCCGAUUCGCAGAUGGCCAAGAGUCCCUCGCACGCGCCCAUAUCCUCCGCAUCGUCCGACACUUUGGCUGUCUCUUCUGCCAGAGCAGUGCCUCAGCAACGCGCCAUCGCAUCCUUACGGCGCGAAAGGCAGCUUCCCAUCCAUCAUCCCACGCUCAAGCUCCACUUUGACACGGACCCAGACUUGCCCGCCGAGCCUUCUCCCCCGUCGGUGUCCGUAGCUGUCUCGGCGACCCCUUCUUCGGGUGUGCAUCGGCCAACAACACCUUCGCGUCCACUGCAGGCACACUCGCGCACCUCGUCGUACAACAGCAUCGCCAGCUUGCGCACUCCGCCGCAUUCGAGGCCUUCCAGUCGCGCAGGUCGACCUCCCACUGCAAGCAGCACCGCCGGCUCGCAUCCACUCGCAUCGCGCUCCACCUCGCUGGCGCCAGACCAGGCGGGAUCCACACGAAGGAACGCUUCGCUCCUCAGUCCCAGUCCAGCAAGCGCUGCUGUGGGGUUGUCCGAGAGCCAGCUGCCUUCCGUUGCGGCCUUCCUCGAAGAUCAAUUGCUCGACGAUGCUGUGCCGAGCGUCUAUCCAUCUUCCGAUGGCUCGCCUGUGCGUCCUGGACGUUCGGACACGGUCAUGCCGAGACUCGCGGAUCAGCCGCUUUCCUUGCAUACGGCCUCGUCCUCGACCGACUCGGGCUCGCUCUCGAUCGAGACCAAGCCGCCGCUCGCCACAGCGCACAACGACGACCUCGACGUCAGCACGCCACGCGCUCGUCCCACCACAUCGAGCAACUUCAACAUCGGCAUCGCCGGUACAGUCUUUCACCACGACGACGAGAUUACGGACCACGAGGGUGAUCUGGUCUCGAGCAUCGGACGUCGAACCGCCGCGCCAGGAUACAGGGGUGGCAUUCCGGGGUCCCGCGUGGUGGUUCCGCUCGAGAAGCGACGCCAGCGCGCAGUCGAGCUGGAUGCACACGAUGUCGAGGGCGAACAGACUCCGACAAAGGCAAGCGCCACAGCGACCAAGCACGAUCCCACCGCACAUGCCGGCCGCGCUGUCAUGCAGCCAUCCGCCUGGAUCUUGGCUUCAGAUCCCGACGAUCCGUUCGUCGGGCCUUCAAAUGCAAUGGAAGAGCGGAGAAAAAAUGCUUUCGUUGGUGGAUUGCGCACAGAGGAUGCCAGCGCUGCAUCCAGCGAAGAGCAGGAUAGCGCCGCGCAAGUAUCUCUGCGGCCUGACUCGGACACCGCGCGGGAAAGCAUCGAUGAAGGACGCAGCCUUGGAAACGACAAUGACGACGAGUCCGACGACGGCGAGCAUGCAGCCGAUGGAGAGGAUCAAGAGACGAGUGAAGAGGAGGAGGAGGAUGAAGAGGAGGAAGAAGAAGAGGAGGAGGAAGAGGAAGAAGAGGAAGAGGAAGAGGAUGAUGAGGACGAAGAUGAUCUCGCGCUCGAAGCGCUGGAUCUGGAAGGCUAUUGA
Moesziomyces antarcticus is the source of this 2247-nucleotide messenger RNA. RefSeq names its product oca6 protein phosphatase. The coding region runs from base 1 to 2247 and encodes 748 amino acids. The record is from RefSeq and is a predicted model, not a curated record. Lineage: Eukaryota; Fungi; Basidiomycota; Ustilaginomycetes; Ustilaginales; Ustilaginaceae. The transcript has a single exon. Gene Ontology annotation, molecular function: phosphatase activity.